AUGAAGACCUUCAGUGAUAGCUCAAACAACACUGGCUCGUCCUCUUGGAAUUCAUCAUUAUCAAAGAAAUUCGACAGACUAGCGGAAAGACUGAAAUCAAGGAGCUUUCAUAGAUCUUCAAAUCCAGAGAAAAACCAAAACCGAAACCAGACCCAAAGUAUAAGAAGGGGCACGAGUAACCAUUCUGCCCUUAGUUACAGUCACUAUCCACCUACAGCCUCUCCCAAUUUUGGACCUGUUAGUGUAUCCACUGGGAUGAAUGAUCUUACUACUUAUAGUCGGACCAAUCAUAUAAGUGAUGCCAAUCAGACACUAUACGAGGCCAUCUCAUCCAACACCACUCAAUCUGAUCGGAACGACAACUCAGAGGUAUAUACGAUAUCCGACAAUAUCGAACUUAUGGUGAUUAACGACAGUGUCCGUCCAGAAGAAUGUACAGAUCAAGAAGCGCUGGAGAUGUGGAGAAGUCAAAUUAAAUGGAGAGAACCCGGUUGGAAGAAAGUGAGAGAAGAUCCAGAGAGGUACAGGGAGCAUUUCAAAGAUGAUCAAUGUGAUCAGUAUCUCUGGUUACGCGAGGAACAUAGCGAUCAGCAGUCAUAA
This is a messenger RNA of Kwoniella botswanensis, 600 nucleotides long. RefSeq lists its product as uncharacterized. The transcript is spliced from 2 exons. The record is from RefSeq and is a predicted model, not a curated record. Bases 1 to 600 code for a protein of 199 amino acids. Lineage: Eukaryota; Fungi; Basidiomycota; Tremellomycetes; Tremellales; Cryptococcaceae.